CUAUGGGGCACCCCAUAGCUCUGUAACCCCACAGGGAUGAUGGAGGUGCUCCCAGACCGCUGCGUCCCCAUUGCCAAGCGGGAGCUGCUCUACAUGGGCGCCGUGGGUGUCGUGUGCUGGCUCGGGGGCAUCAUCUUCAUCGACCGCAAACGGACCCACGACGCCAUCAGCGUCAUGGCCGAGGCUGCACACACCAUGCUGAGCCAGGACGUUCGGGUGUGGGUCUUUCCCGAGGGCACUCGUAACCACAGUGGCUCCAUGCUGCCCUUCAAGCGCGGCGCCUUCCACCUGGCAGUGCAGGCCCAGGUCCCCGUUGUCCCCAUCGUCAUCUCGUCCUACCAGCACUUCUACAGCAAACGGGAGCGCAGGUUCACGGCCGAAUUUGGGGGAAAAACCAUCGAGAAUGACCGAAAUCCCAAAAAUCCCUCCUCGAAUUUCGAACCUAAACCCCACCAGCAGUGUCGGAAAUCGCAAAAAAAAUCCGAAUUUAGGGAUAAAACCAUCGAGAACGCCCGAAAUUCUCAAAAAAACCUCAUCGAAUUUGAGGUUAAAAACCACCAGAAGUGUCGGAAAUCCCAAAAAACUCUCAGAAUUUAG
This is a messenger RNA of Sturnus vulgaris (Common starling), 597 nucleotides long. The record is from RefSeq and is a predicted model, not a curated record. Lineage: Eukaryota; Metazoa; Chordata; Aves; Passeriformes; Sturnidae.